CCUUUGUGGCCCUUGCCACCGAAAGCUCGUCCUAAGCACCCGCAGUCCUCAACACGUGUACAUCCGUUACGACACGUGUCCGGAACAAUCCGCUAACGGGUCACACACGUGUAUGUGUGACAUGUACGUUACCUGUGGUUUGUUUAUGGGGUAAGUGACAGGAUUUGUGUGUGUUGUGAUUUGUGAGAAGGCAGUGAUUUUUGUGCUUCCAGGAAAUGCAGCCCGAUCAAGGUCUGAAACUACUUUACGCGGAACUUGAAUAAGAGUUUAUGAUGGAAGAAUUCGAUAUGGCUUCGACAAUGAACCGGCACCACCACCAUCACUUCUUUUUCGACACUCAUCCGUACCUCACUGCAAAUACAAACAGCAAUGGCAGCAAUGCUGGAUCAAAUGGCAGCAGCGAUUUCUUCUUGUAUGAUGAGAACAGCAGCGAUUCAGCGGUUUCGAAUUUUUCUUACGGGAGCGAUCAAGAGAACAACUCGGACUGUAAGGAACGCAUCUACCGCCAUCGCCGCAGGAACAAAUGCCCACAGCAACAGAUUCAGCAGAGACAAGCUGCAAAUCUGCGCGAAAGAAAACGCAUGCAAUCAAUUAAUGAUGCUUUCGAAGGUUUGAGGGCACACAUACCUACACUACCAUAUGAAAAACGUCUGUCUAAGGUGGACACAUUGAAACUAGCUAUUGGAUACAUCAACUUUCUAAGCGAAAUAGUACGACAGGAUAAAAAUUCGAAUGCAGACUAUUUCACUGGUCACAAUAGGAACAAUCAGAAAGACGAACCGAAGAAAAUUAUAGUUAGGGGAUGUGGAGGAUUGUAUACUGCUCACUCUUUAUCUUGGUCUAGAGUGAAGGAACCCCAUCCCAAUGGUAUCAUGCGUGCUAAAGUCUGGAUACCAGAAGAUCCCAGAGCUAACAAAGAUAGCCCAAACAGCUCAUCCUACAAUCCAUCUGAAUAAAUUUGUGAGAAUCUUUAUGACCAUGUGAAAUACUAUGGAUAUUUAAAAAAGACCUUGCGAUGAAUUAACGCAUUCAGUUUUUGGAUGCCAAUUUUGAAACUGGAUUGCUCACAAUAAUAUAUGGAUGUACUUGGCCAUGGAAUUGUGGUUAUCAAGAGUAGCAUGGCACUAUUAUAGCCAUUGAUAUAGCAAAAUAUAUUCAUAUAUUCCAAUAAUAUUAAAGUAAUUAUCUUCAUGUAGAAGUGGAUAGGUGCAAUAUUAAGAAUUAGUAGCACUUUGGCUAUUUAUCGCAUAUGUUAUUGGUAUUGUAUAUACAUAUAUCUCUAGCUUAUAAGGAAAAUGUUUUUCAAAAAUAUGCAAUAGAUGUCUAAGUAGAGAAAUAGAAUACACCUACUCAUUAAUCAUUGAUAUAACUUCCAGUUAUUAGGAUCUGAUUUGCUAGUCAUUAGAAAUCGUUGCUAGUCAUUUAUUCCUGUAUAUACGUAAUAUGAUAUAUUUAUUAAUAAACUAAUGCGC
This is a messenger RNA of Acanthoscelides obtectus, 1472 nucleotides long. The record is from the annotation of a GenBank genome assembly. Lineage: Eukaryota; Metazoa; Arthropoda; Insecta; Coleoptera; Chrysomelidae.